Lethenteron reissneri (Far Eastern brook lamprey) is the source of this 5384-nucleotide messenger RNA. Its product is annotated as epidermal growth factor receptor kinase substrate 8-like. Gene Ontology annotation, molecular function: actin binding. Gene Ontology annotation, cellular component: ruffle membrane; vesicle; plasma membrane. NCBI's taxonomy places the organism in Eukaryota, Metazoa, Chordata, Hyperoartia, Petromyzontiformes, Petromyzontidae. Gene Ontology annotation, biological process: Rho protein signal transduction; regulation of Rho protein signal transduction; positive regulation of ruffle assembly. The record is from RefSeq and is a predicted model, not a curated record.
CGUAGUGGUUAGCGCGCUGCGCUACGAACCCGGCGACCCGAGUUCGAUUCACCCUCACGACCAACACCGGUGACGAUUAUCUGAACUGGUCCUGGGCCUCCCCGAGGGUCUACUCAGCCUCAAAUGAGUACCCAGGAGCUGUGUGUAAACAUCGCCACUAGGGAGACAAAGGCGGCCGGGCGUGGUCCUGACCACCCACCUCAUCGUGUGCCGUGCCGACCUUCAUAGUGAGGAGUGAGCGGAGAGUGGUGGCCUCGCUCUGGUCACUGCGCCACGCAAAACCCGAGUUGGAGUCCCACUCCCCGGCCACUGCCGACAUCGGUGGCGAGUGGCAAUUAAAACUCUUCCCGAGACUUCCCCUAGGUCGACUCAGCCUCAUCAGCUGCGUGGAGACACAAAUGCUCCUCCCUGCCCUGUGCGAUCCGCACAUCAAAGGCGGACCCACCUCCCUGUGCCACGCACCUUUUACCGUGGAUAUUACAACGUUUCGACCGUGGGAAACAUAUAUUUAGCUCAUCUAACGUCGGAAAAAGGCGUGUGCAGGUGACAGCGGCCGCGGAUCGACGCGAGGUAAUUGGGACACGCGAGAACAUGGAUGACGUCACCAAUCACCGCGUCGAGCACCUCGCCAUGUUCUCCGUGGACAAGCGAGCGGUGCAGCGGGCGGUGCCCGUGGGAGUGCGCAAGCUGCACGUGCUGCAGCACAAGGGCAAGGUGUGGAGCCAGGAGAUGAUGCUGCAGGUCAAUGGCCACUCCGUCUGCCUCAUCAGCAAAGACACGCAGGACGUGCUGGAGAACUUCCCGCUGGCAUCGGUGCAGCGCGUGGAGGCCGUGCCGUUUGAGCUGGAGAUCGGGUCGUCGCGGGAGGAUGGCCUCCUUGCCAUCCUGUGCCAGGACGACACGCAGAGCCGGCCCGACAUUCACCUCUUCAGCUGUCGCGAACUUCCGGUGAACCUCGUCUGCCAGGACAUAACGAGCGCGCUUGCGGACGCUCAGGCGGGGAAGGGCCGCGCGAAGGAGCGUCCUGCUGUCGUGGAAAAAAUCCGAAAGUUGGAACAACAGCGGGAGGACCAGAGUGCCGCCAAGCAGCGACCCGCCGAUGUGCCCCCCGGCACCUACACGUACACACCUUUCCCGGCCGCCGCCGCAGCGCCCAUCCCGCGGCCGGAGUCGGUGACCCAGCAGCAGCAGCCGCCGCCCGAGGCCGCGGCGCUCCCCAAGGGCGUGCGGAGCAAGGAGGGCGCUGAGCGGGCGAAGCCGGCGGCCGCCGUGGACCGCGCGACCCCCAGGCUCGCCGGGGAGGAGCAAGGAGGCCACGGUGCUAAAGAAGCCGGAGUCCAGAGGAGGGCUGAUGACAAGGAGGAGCUCGCGGAGCACCCAGAUAUGCAAGCCUUCAAGGUGGUGCAGAACACGCAAACCCUGACGCGGGCCCUGGAGGACGUGGACUUCUUCGUGGCUAAGUUGGACCGCGUGGCGUCCGCGUGCCGCGAGCUGCACAAGCGCAAGGGCAAAGGGCACAGCGCCAGGGUCGGCUCCGGAGUAGGGGUGCUGACCCUGCGUGCAAAGCCGCCCACCGAGGAGGAGUUCAUCGAGUGCCUUCAGAAGAUUAAGUUUUCAUUCAACCUGCUGGCUCGGCUGAAGGAUCACCUCCAUGACCCCACUGCCGAUGAACACGUGCAAUCCCUCUUCCAGACGCUCACCAGGGUCGUGCAGGAGAGCGGGGGCCCCGAGCUGGCCGAGACGGUGGUGAGCCCCCUGCUCACUCGCGACGCGCUGCUCCUCCUCGCUCCGUGCACCGGCGGGGACGGCAUCCACCUGUGGAGCAGCCUGGGGGAGGCGUGGAACACACCAAGGUCCGCGUGGAAUAAGCCGGCGCCCGUGCCCCACUACGUGCCCGUGUUCCGAAGCGGCUGGCACCCCCCCGCGCAGAAGAAGGUUUCGUUUGUGGACGCCGAGCCAUCUCAGCCCAGCCCCAGCGCGUGGCCACCGGGACAAACGAGGGGGAUGGCGCGCUGCCUCUACGACUACGUGGCGAGGAGCAGCAGCGAGAUCUCCGUGCUUGCUGGCGACGUCCUCCAGGUGCUGGACUCGACUCGGUCGUGGUGGAAGGUUGCCAGCAAGGGGGCCCAGCAGACGGGAUACGUCCCCCACAAUAUCCUGGAGCCUCUCAACUACAUCUUGUACCCCAUGCCCACACCGGAAAUGGACCGGGGCAAGGGGGCCCCCUUGCCACCCCCCUUGUCUCCGUCGCCCAUCGUGGGGAGCCCCAAGGGGGCCCCAGUGGACUACUACCCCAACACCUUGAAGCAGCAAGAGGGCAACAAACAUAAGCCGCCUAUACCUGCGGCGUGGAAAGACCGCACGGUGCAACUGGACCAGAUGCAGCAGGAGUUGGCGCUGAAGCUGAAACUCAGGAAGGCGGUGAAGAAAACGGCUGGCAACUCGGACGAUGAGGGCGUCAUCGACGGGGAGAGUGAUGACCCCGGAGACCUGGAGAACUGAGCGGAAGGGAGCGCUCGAGGCGGUUUUCGAACGGCGGUGGCCGUGAGCGGCGCAGAAGGCCAACGGGGAUGGGGGUGACGGAUCGAGGCCGGUGGGUUGGGGCAGAGGGGGGGGGGUGCUGCCCGUGUCUCUGCCAUCUCGCGCUAAUGUUGGGGGUUCGAUCGCCAGUGGCAAGGCUGUCACGUGGGUAUUUUCGAUUGCACCCUCGAAUUUCCCCCAUUCCCCCUCUCCCCCAAUCAUCGGCUGGAAUCUGAACUUGACACUUGUCAAUUUGUGGACCAAUACGUAAAUGGUGUCAUCACGCACGCGGCACGUGCAAACGCAAACAUGUACACUCGUAAUAAAAAAUAUACUAAUACUUUCAUUUUAUAUAGUGUCAUUCAUGCUAAUAGCAUACCACAACGCUGCACAUUAAUCACAUAUAACGACCAAAUCCCACAUAUACAGCCACUACCAAGCAAAUGGACACCCCCUACUGCCAAGUAAAAUCAGAAAUGAAUAAACAAAUUAAGAAAUGGCACCAAACAACAACAAAAAUUAGUCCAUUCAUUGAAUACAACUCAGACGUACAGCUCGCAACUACAGUAUUUGAUGCCACCAAGACACCAAACAUGCUCGCCGCUCCUCAUACAUAUGAAAAAAAUAUAUAUUAUUCACGCUCAUGCACAUUUUCCCAUUGAUGGGAAAGCUUCCGCUGUUGAGGAACGUGCCGAUAGUGAUUUAUAAUUCGUGAACGGUUCUUAACCGAUGACCAAAUACCCCGUAAUAUGCCCGAUCUCGUCAGAUCUUGAAACCUAAAGCAGAGUUGAACCCGGCCAGGGAUGGGAUGGGUGACUGGCAUGUGUGUACGUAUGAGCGUCUUUCGCACCGUACGUAGCCAACCGCGCUAAUCGGAGGUGCGCGGGUGGGGGGGGGGGGCGGAAAGGACAACACAUUAAACACAAAAAGGAGUUCUAAAGAAAAGAGUUUUCAAUCUAGAUUUAAAAGUGCAUAGCGCCGAUGGUUUCCUCAUAUCGGAAGGCAUGCGCAGACAGACAGGCGUUGCCAUAGGGCUGCGGGACUACGUGGUGGGCAGCAGAGGGCGCACUGCAAAUAAUUGCAUUGUUGUGUUGCACUUCUAUGAUCCCAUGCCUGUGCCACCUUCAUCAGACCUAACUGGCCGGCGUGGUGGAGCGUGGCCAGUUUCACGGCCACGACCCGCACAGUGCGUGGUGGGCUCUGUGGGGGGCCCUGUGGGGGGCCCUGUCUGACAGUGGAAUCCACACGCUUCGCAAACGUUAGAAGACGUACGCUCGCACAACAACAACUGAUAACGUACAUUUUAUUAUAUAUAUUACAUAAUACUCAAUAGACAUAAUAAUACUACACAAUAUGCACAUUACUCAGUAGCAUGCGGGUAUGCAUGAUGCAUAUAUAUAAUUACAUCGGAUACGUACAGAUGCAAACUUUAACAAAACAGUAGCAUUCACCACUAGGUGAAUGAUUGGAUAAACACGGGGCCUAUGGCAUGCUUCGCGUACCAAUCAAAGCCACAUGGAGUGGUAGGAGGUUCAUAGGCACUGGAUGGAGAUAUUCUUUCGGGAGCUGAAAUAAUGUUGAGGUGGCUGGAAAUAUUUUUCGUUUCAAAAUAAAUAACCACAUUUAAAGAGUAAUUAAAAUAGAAAACAAUUGAGAAAAUGUAUCUAUAAAAAAAACCAAGAGUGCAAGCAAGGUUGCCACGAGCAGAGAACGUGGGAGACCGAGGACGCAUCCACAGGCACAGGUUCACCAAUCAGGCCAGCCAAGAGUGAAAUAUUUCUCUCCUCAAGGUUCAAUGAACGUGCUUCUUUAAAUGCGUGGAGUCUGGCGAGCGUCACACGGAGAGGACCCGCGUUUGCCUCGUGGUGGCCUUGCGCUCUCUCGGCGAGUGCGGCUUCGAGAGGUUUCGCUGUGGGCUGGCUGUGAAUAAUCUGGGCCCAGUUAAUAGUUAUUCUUGGUUCUUUCGGUAAAGUCACGUAGAAGGGGAAUAAUAAAAUAAUAAAAAUAAAACAUCGUAAAAUGCUCACGACGUUUCGGCCACAGCGCAAGCAGCCGUCCUCAGGUGAAGAACAGAGCUGAAUUAAAUCACGACGUUUCGGGCAUAACACAAGCGCCCGUCAUCAGGUGGGAAAGCAUGGCCUACUGCUGAAUGCUGAUGCAGACUGUUUUAACAGUUUUAACAGUCUGCAUCAGCAGUAUUUUAUUUGUUACCUACGUGACUUUACCGAAAAAACCAAAGAAUAUGAAUCCCUGCAGUCACGAAAGCUUUAAAUCGAAAUUCAGUUAAUAGUUUUUUUUUAGGCGGCUAGAAGCCCUCGUAUAAGCCCAGCCAGACGAGCACCGCACUAUGGGAAACAACCACUCUAUGGGAUGGUGAAGAUGGGGACAUUUAAUAUUAUUUAUUUUACCAGGUAAGGCCCACUGAGCUAUGUAGCUCUCUUUCAGAAAGCGACCUGGCCACAAAUGACAACUGAACCAAGUGGCUUAUCACGCGGAAAUGUAUCGCAGCCAAAUACUCUGAACGCACGUGGAGGAACUGGAGAAAAUUCCACGCGACAUGCAAACUCCAAAUACACAGGAUUUAACCCAGGGCUUCUUGUACACCAGGCGAGGUAGUUAACAUCUCGCCACCAUGGCAUCCCCGCGACAUUGUUGUGGGUGCAGAGUUUAAAGUCCUUUGACAGAUCACUGAACAGAGCCAUGUGGUUGGGUGGACAAAUGAAAGCAGCAGAUUCAAAUGAAACGUGCCUCCUAUCUGUGUCGUGUACAAGAUGUUUCGUAUCGUUAUGCCCUUCCUAUUUCUACACAUGUGCAAAUAUAUAUAUAAAGAACAUCCAUUUAAUAGUUGUAUGAUUUUUUUUGUU